Molecule: messenger RNA, 948 nt
Organism: Chenopodium quinoa (quinoa)
Lineage: Eukaryota; Viridiplantae; Streptophyta; Magnoliopsida; Caryophyllales; Amaranthaceae
Exons: 1
Coding region: 1-948 (315 amino acids)
Source: RefSeq, a predicted model, not a curated record
AUGGAUACUAGUUGGAUUGAUUUACCAAGAGGUGAUCCCGGUUAUUUUAAAGGUUGCAUGAACUUCUUGGAACUUGCUAAAGAGACUCUUUUACCAAAUACACAUGAAACUAAAUGCCUAUGUAAUAAGUGCAAGUUAAAUAAAACGAAUUCUAUAGAAGAAGUUGGAGGCCAUAUUUUAUUUUAUGGUUUUUAUAAAAACUAUAGAAAUUGGAUAUUUCAUUGUAAAGAUGAAGGGAGUAAGACCUAUGAUCUAAGUGAUGAUCAAGUAAAUGCAGUUGGCCGAGAUGAUAUGGACGGGUUACUAAGUGCAACUUUUAGAGUUAAUACGCGACAAACCGACAAAACUCAAGAUCCAUCAUUUGAUGAACAAAGUAUUGAAGAUGACAAUUCAUAUGACAUGGAUGAGGGGUUUACGAUUUAUCGCGAGGUAGAUGAUGAGUAUCAAUCAACUUUCUCAAAUGAAGAACAGGCAAAGUAUAAAAAUCUCAUGGAAGCUUCUGAAAAAGGCCUCUACGAGGGGUGUACUACUUUUUCGAAACUUUCAUUUCUAUUGCAUUUGUUUCACCUAAAGUGUAUGUUCCAUUGGUCUGCAGAGUCAUUUAAUAAACUACUUGAACUUUUAAUUGACGCAUUUCCCAUUAUUAAGGAGUUUCCAUCGUCCUAUUAUGAAGGCAUGAAGAUAAUAAAUGAUUUAGGGUUAGGAUAUGAGAAAAUCCAUGCAUGUCCAAAUGACUACAUGUUAUAUUGGGGUGAAUUCGCAAAUAAAAGUGAGUGUCAUAUAUGCCAUACAUCAAGGUGGAAAAAUGUGAAGGGAAAGGAGGGUGAUGUAAAUGAAAAAGGAAAAGAAGCAUGUAAGAAAGGCGAGGCAGCUAAAGUAAUGCGGUACUUUCCCCUUAUCCCUAGAUUAAAGAGGCUUUACAUGUCAUCUAAAACACAGAGGACAUGA